Otolemur garnettii (small-eared galago) is the source of this 1443-nucleotide messenger RNA. RefSeq names its product CD2 molecule (gene CD2). Gene Ontology annotation, biological process: positive regulation of type II interferon production; cell-cell adhesion. Bases 26 to 1060 code for a protein of 344 amino acids. The transcript is spliced from 5 exons. Gene Ontology annotation, molecular function: signaling receptor binding. NCBI's taxonomy places the organism in Eukaryota, Metazoa, Chordata, Mammalia, Primates, Galagidae. The record is from RefSeq and is a predicted model, not a curated record.
UGCAAGAAGGAAACCAGCCCUUAAGAUGAGCUUCCCAUGUACAAUUUUGGCCAGCUUUCUUCUAAUUUUCAACUUUCCUACCAAAGGUUCGGACUGCCAAGAUAAUAUCUGGGGUGUCCUGGAGCAGGAUAUCAACUUGGAAAUUCCUGGAUUUCAAAAGAAUGCUACUACCGAUGAUAUACAGUGGAAAAAAGGAUCAAACACCAACAAGAUUGCACAAUACAAAAAAGACAAGAAGGUUUUUCAGUUAAAUGACACAUAUGAGGUAUUUGAAAAUGGAACCCUAAAAAUUAAACGUCUGACGAAAAAUUCUGAAGGUUGCUACAAGGUGGUAAUAUACAAUACAAACGGGCAAAACAUGUUGGAAAGAUCAUUUAAUUUGAAGACUUUAGAGUUGGUCUCAAAACCAAACAUCUUCUGGGACUGUGUCAACCGAACCUUGAUCUGUAAUAUAACGAAAGGAAGUCACUUUGAAUUAAGGCUGAUUCAAAAUACGAAAAAUCUCACGAAAAGUUUUGUUAAGACCGUCAAAUACAAGUGGUCCACCAACCCGAGUGGGGUAGUCAAGUGUACGGCACAGAACUAUCUCAGCGAGGAAUCUGUCCUGGUGCCCCUCGUCUGUCCAGGGAAAGGCCUGGACAUGCAUCUCAUCAUCGGCAUCUCUGUAGGGGGCAGCCUGUUGAUAAUCUUUGUGGCACUGCUCAUUUUCUACAUCAGCAAGAGGAGAAGGCAGAACAGCAGGAGAAAUGAUGAGGAGGUGGAGAUACCAGUACACAGAGCUAACACCGAGGAAAGGAGCCAGAAGCCCCACCAAAUUCCAGCCUCAGUUCCUCAAAAUCCAGCUGCCUCCCAGCCGCCUCCACCACUUGGUCAUCGUUCUCAGACAUCUGGUCCUCGUCCCUUGCCUCCUGGCCACCGUGCUCAGCACCAGCCUCAGAGGAGGCCUCCUCCGGGCACACAAGUUCAUCAGCACAAAGGCCCACCACUCCCCAGGCCUCGGGUUCAACCGAAACCUCCCCAUGGGGCUACAGAAAACUCGACGUCCCCUUCCUCUAAUUAAAAGCUAUAGAGACGGUUCUUCCUAGUAAAAGGCACUGUGGAUUCCUCUGGCCGCUGUGCACACUCUCACUUCUGCCAGGUGUUGAGCCAAGCAUUACCAUGUCCCGAUGCUCCCGGGCCACCUCUGCACCUUCUGACUCGCUGUGUGUUGACAUCCAGAAGGGAAAACAACCAACAUGGGAAGGUGGUGGGUGACUGAACACCACAACCUUAGCUCUCUCUCGCCUUCUCUCAGAUCGUGUGCAGAUGAGAUCGGUUGAGAGGAUGUCAUGCUUGGGUGUCCCUACGGCAGACUGCCUGCUUGAGAGACUCUCGGGCUUCUUAUGUGCCCUGGUGGACACUUGCCACUGUCCUGUGAGAAGUGAAAUAAAAGCUUUAACUUAA